Molecule: messenger RNA, 807 nt
Organism: Actinia tenebrosa (Australian red waratah sea anemone)
Lineage: Eukaryota; Metazoa; Cnidaria; Anthozoa; Actiniaria; Actiniidae
Source: RefSeq, a predicted model, not a curated record
ACUUUGGAGAGCAAGAGACAUGAAGACCAUAUUUUUAUUCCUGAUCUUCGCGGGCUUUUCUUUUCAAUCCAUCAUUUCUGCUCCAAUAAAUCAAGUUGAAUUACUUGAUGAAAGGGAUGUCUUGAAAAACCCAAAAGACGUGCCACUCAGCAAAAGAAGCAAACAUCAUGGCAUCUCGUCAUCAAUCGACCCUCUACAGGAACUAGGAAGAUUCGACGAGGCUGCUCUAAGGAGGAACGACAAUGGGCUGCCAGCAAAAAGAGAUCAAUGGCGAAAAUCUAACAAGAAGCAGAAGAGUAGCUGCAGGAGCAAAGAUGUCCGAGUUAAAGCAACAAACUCGACAACAAGUACAAUGGAACCUACCACCACAACAACACCACCCACUGCAGCUGUUCAAGGAGACGUCUCAGUAGAUGCUACAAGAGAACCUGCAACAAGUACCAUAACCCUUGCCACAAGUACAAUGGGACCUACCACCACAACAACACCACCCACUGCAGCUGUUCAAGGAGACGUCUCAGUAGAUGCUACAGGAGAACCUGCAACAAGUACCAUAACCCUUGCCACAAAUACAAUGGAACCUUCCACCACAACAACACCUACCGCAGUAGCUGCUCAUGUGAGCAGUGUAGCCUUGACAGCACCUGCCGUAGAAGGGUCUCAAGAUAAUAUCCCGCUGUCGGGAUGCACUACAUCGAUUCCUAUCAAGUGUUAUAAUGCAUAUCACGAAUACGGUUAAUUCAGUGUAUAAAGAAACUUCCACAUAUAGUUGUAAACAGUUGUGAUUUUUAAGCGCGCAGGUAUUGA